Cyclopterus lumpus (lumpfish) is the source of this 3761-nucleotide messenger RNA. RefSeq names its product phosphoribosyl pyrophosphate synthase-associated protein 1. The record is from RefSeq and is a predicted model, not a curated record. Gene Ontology annotation, molecular function: magnesium ion binding; ribose phosphate diphosphokinase activity. NCBI's taxonomy places the organism in Eukaryota, Metazoa, Chordata, Actinopteri, Perciformes, Cyclopteridae. The transcript is spliced from 10 exons. Gene Ontology annotation, cellular component: cytoplasm; ribose phosphate diphosphokinase complex. The coding region runs from base 534 to 1604 and encodes 356 amino acids. Gene Ontology annotation, biological process: purine nucleotide biosynthetic process; 5-phosphoribose 1-diphosphate biosynthetic process.
GUCUUGUUCUUGUGCACGUGUACACUCCACUGACUCCUCUUCAACACAGUCCAUCCAGAGUUGUGUAUAGAGAUAGUCGCGUCAAAACCGUUGUAACGCCACGAUGUAAUACACUCCGGUACAGGAGGUGGCAGUAGACGCCUUAAACAUUGGUCUGUCGCCUGCCGUUAAUUAAAAAGGAAGAAGAAGAAGAAGAAGAAGAAGACGUGACUCUUUAGACAGCUCUGGUGCUUUCUAACUAACAGGUAUCAGCCGGUUGUCUGCAAACAAUCGGCCAAAUUGGUAGACGAAAAGACCGUAAUUAAAACUCGUUUUGUAGCUUUACUGUAGUGAAGUUUACGUCACACACUGGAGGUCACUUUGUAUAGUUAGCUCACCUAGCAGGCUAUUGUGCGGUAGCUAGCUGGCUAGCUUGCUAGUUAGCUCACGACAACGUCAUAAGAAGACAGUAGGAAACAAACGAGGUGACCAACUGAUCAAAGCUGCCGCCGCUGCGGUCCACGUCUGUGAAAUCUACCACCAGCGGUGCAACAAUGAAUGUAGCUAAAAGUGGCUAUCGCGUCUUUUCUGCAAACUCUUCUGUAGCCUGCACAGAAUUGGCCAAGAAGAUAACGGAGCGGUUGGGAGUCGAACUGGGGAAGUCUGUGGUCUUUCAGGAAUCUAACAGAGAAACUAGAGUGGAUGUGAAAGAAUCAGUUCGAGGACAAACUAUCUUCAUCAUCCAGACCAUACCGCGAGAUGUCAACACUGCCAUCAUGGAGCUGCUGGUUAUGGCCUACGCCCUCAAGACGUCUUGUGCAAAGAACAUCAUUGGGGUCAUUCCUUACUUUCCCUACAGCAAACAGUGCAAGAUGAGGAAGAGGGGCUCAAUAGUGAGCAAGUUGUUAGCUUCAAUGUUGGCGAAAGCAGGAUUAACACACAUCAUCACCAUGGACUUGCACCAGAAGGAAAUCCAGGGCUUCUUCAGCUUUCCAGUGGACAACUUGCGUGCCUCCCCUUUCUUGAUUCAGUACAUCCAAGAAGAGAUUCCUGAUUACAGAAAUGCCAUAAUUGUGGCAAAGUCCCCGUCAGCAGCGAAGAGGGCUCAGUCCUAUGCAGAACGCCUGCGUUUGGGUCUAGCUGUGAUCCACGGCGAGGCUCAGUGUUCAGAGUCCGACAUGGCUGAUGGAAGACACUCCCCACCAUGUGUACGCAACACCACAGGACACACAGGACUGGAGCUUCCUCUGAUGAUGGCCAAGGAGAAACCUCCCAUAACUGUAGUCGGAGACGUGGGAGGGAGAAUUGCCAUCAUUGUGGAUGACAUCAUCGAUGAUGUCGGAGACUUUGUUGCAGCUGCUGAGAUCCUGAAAGAGAGGGGAGCCUAUAAGAUUUAUAUCAUGGCCACACACGGGUUACUGUCCGCUGACGCUCCACGUCUCAUCGAGGAAUCAGCCAUUGAUGAAGUGGUGGUGACCAACACUGUCCCACAUGAAGUACAGAAGCUACAGUGUCCCAAAAUCAAGACUGUGGACGUCAGCAUGAUAUUGGCUGAGGCCAUCCGCCGCAUCCACAACGGAGAGUCCAUGGCCUACUUGUUCCGCAACAUCACCGUGGACGACUAGAGUCAGGGAGGGCGAGGUGGGUGUGACAGGUGCACUUCUCCCCGGUGCUGUAAAAAAACAAACAUGCCAAGGCCAUGUUCCAUGUGUUUUUGUCAGGAUUAAAUGUUCCCUGAUUCAUUGGGUCAUUCUUACUAUUUAAACUUCCUUCAAAGAUAUUUAUGUUAAUCUAAAGGGGUAAAAAUGUUUUGGGUACGUUGAGAUGAAAUGCAUCUUGUUCUUUUUGAGGAAAGAUGAUGAAGAAGAAGAAGAAGCAAACAUGACUUUCACCUUUUGGAUGCAUUUGGAAGCCGCCCCUCGUCUCGCUGCUCUUUCUGCUUGACCAAAAGAUGCUUUGACACCAAGAAAAAAAACACCAAGUUAUUUAGUCAAACACUGCGGUGCCUCAUAACUAAUGACUCAACUUCAAUUGCAAAAGAGGAGAGAGAGAGAGAGAGAGAGAGAUGUCUCUAUUUUCAGGACUGUACGCUUCACCAACCAUUUUGUUUAUUGCCGCUCAUGUUCACGCUGCUCAGCACUGUGAUGUCUUUGCAUUUAACGGAAUUUAGUUGUUUCCCACCACAAAGACGACGGUGGACAAACUCCUGCUCUUUGGGGCCCAAACUAUAUAUUUUUCCGCAGCUGUUUUUGCACCAUUUGUGGAAAUUGUUUGGUAAAAUGUCCAAUAUGAUACAACAAGGUUCUCAAUGAAUCAUCCUUUUUAUAUUCUAUAUCUUAGAGGGUCAGUUCAAAACCUAUUUUCCUACUUACUCUUAGAAUGAUCUCGGAGGAUAGUUUUGGUUAAAUGCUGCUGUUUUGAGAAGUCGGCUUCUUUGAUUCCUGCUGUGUACACUUGAGUUUAAUGUCAUUUAAUUUGAGAUGAUCAAAUUAUCAAAAUGCUAUGUUUUGAAAAAGUGAAAUGUGGGAUAUAACUCAACAGAGUCUUUGGAUUAUACAGAGUAACUUUGACAUUUGUUCUUGACAGGUGAGUAUUUUAAAGAUUUAAACACCACGGUUAACCUGGGAAGUGGGACAUUUAUUUCUUUCAUUAUUACAAUUUCCUUAUUUGGAUGGACUGACCCUUUUUAAUAAUAUUCUACAUCUCUCUAGCAGUAGACUGAACACACCUAUUAAUGUAGUGCUUAUUUUAAAUGGCUGAUAUUGUUAACUGACUGACAUCAUAUUGCAUAUGAAGGCCAUAAAUAGCCAAGAGGACUACAAACCACGAGUAGUAAAUAAUACUGCCGGUUUUCUUCAUGUAGUAUUCUUGUUUGUGUUUUUCUCAGCAGUCUGUAGAUUUCCUUAAUUUAAGUGCUUAAUUUAACUUCCGGCUGGGUUUCCUUAUCAUCACAGUACUGUUGUUAUCUGCUGAUGUGACUGAAAGGCUGCUUGCAUACUUUUGUGCUGGAGAUUUAAUUCUCCCAGCUGGAGGUUGGCGACAAUAAUCCACACGACUUAACCUUUUCAAGUUCUCAAUCUGAUUUUCUUUUCUCCCGUCUGAUUUUGAGUUUUGGACAUUAUGACCCGUGUACUAAGUGCAUUACAGCAACCAACGCUGAAUUCUUGAAACCUGAGUGUUACACCAGCACCUGAAUGUACCACAUAAGUGACUGAAGUGAUCACUUUACUAUUACAACUAAUGCUGGGCUACUGGAGUCGUUAAACUAAUGGCUGCUUAGAAGUUGGGGUAUGGGUAGGAAAAAAAGAAGAACAUUGGCCAACAUUAAUGUAAAAUGUGUGUUUUUCGUAAAUUGGCAAAAGCCCCAGUAUUGUCUUAGUGAAGAAACAAGUGUAUUUUGAGACUGAUUGAGCCGUUUGCUCAGAGAAAUAUAUUUAAGCCAGCCCACAAUUAUUUGUUUUUGUAUUUUUGAUGGUUUGUUCUGACUUCACUUGUCUUCCAUUGAGCAGUACUGUUCGCCUUUUUUGCUUUUUACCGUAUGUUAUGGAUACUGGAUUUCCUCCUGAUGGCUAUUAGAGAGCCAGAUGCACACGCUGGUGUUGUGUUGGAGGUCGUCGGUAUCGCGUGCUGUUGCUACGCAGGCUCAAAAGUUACCCGUCGUUGGUGUCGUCCGUCCUGUCUUCUCUGUGUUUGCCUGUCUGUGAUGUUGAGGACUCGUGGUCUCGACACUAACACCCUUCUGUGGAGCUCUACGGCGUUUGAAAAUAAAACCGUUGCCUCUC